AGCCCGGGCCGGGCCGGGAGCAGAGGCAGCCCGGCGGGGAUGGAGGCGCCCGGCUGCUGGGGGCUGCUGCUGGCCCUGGGGCUGCUGCGCGGGGCAGCGGCCACCGCCGCGACAGAGGCGCCCACGGCCCACGUCCUGUCCCGCGUGCUGUUCUGCCAGCCCGACCGCCCCUCGCUGGGCCUGGCCGACACCUUCGACGGGGACCAGCUGUUCUCGUUCGACUUCCCGGGGGCGCGCUGGGAGGCCCGGCUGCCCGACUUCCAGCCCUGGCUGAGUGCCCAGGAGAGCAAGGAGCAGAUCCGCAACGACUCCAGUCUGUGCCGGCAACUGCUCUCGGUGAUCACCAACAUCACCACGGGCGUGCUGCCCGAGGCCAGAGGCACCCCCAAGGCCAACGUGUUCACAGCCCAGCCCCAGGAGCUGGGAAAACCCAACACCCUGAUCUGCCAGGUGGGCAACCUCUUCCCGGCCUCGGUGACCGUGUCGUGGCAGCGGCUGGGGGAGCCGGUGAGCCAGGGCAUCAACACCACACGGUACUACCCCACCGAGGACCUGGGCUUCCUGCUCUUCUCCUACCUGGAGUUCACCCCGCAGGAGGGCGACGUCUACACCUGCACCAUCACGCGGCCCAGGGACCGCUUCUCCACCGUGGCCUAUUGGGUGCCCCAGAACCCCGUCCCCUCGGAGCUGCUGGAGAACGCGCUGUGCGGCCUGGCCAUCGCCCUGGGCAUCUUCUUCAUGGUCACCGGGAUCGUCCUCCUCCUCAAAUCCCGCAGGCCCAGCCCCACAGAGUGAACUCCGAGUGGCUGGAAACGCCCGAAGAACUGUGAGGAGACGCCCCGAACCCCUCCCCGUUCCAGCCCCCCAGCCCUUGGGAACUGUGGGAAAGGCAGUUCCUGGAACCAGCUGCAGUCAGCAUGGUGCUGAGAUCGGACACACUCACUACACACGGGCCACGUCCGUGGGAACCUGGUGCCUCUCCUCCGGGGGUGCCACGCUCUGCCCCCUCCUGCAUUCCAGCCAUGCAGCGUGCCUGGGGCAGACUCCCACUCCCGGUCUGUGCCAGGGGUCGCCCCACACCGGCGUAUCGGUGCCUUAUCCAGCCUCCUGCUAAUAAAGGUCUAUU
Mauremys reevesii (Reeves's turtle) is the source of this 1126-nucleotide messenger RNA. RefSeq names its product class II histocompatibility antigen, M alpha chain-like. Lineage: Eukaryota; Metazoa; Chordata; Testudines; Geoemydidae. Bases 40 to 795 code for a protein of 251 amino acids. Gene Ontology annotation, molecular function: MHC class II protein complex binding. The transcript has 5 exons. The record is from RefSeq and is a predicted model, not a curated record. Gene Ontology annotation, biological process: immune response; positive regulation of T cell activation; antigen processing and presentation of exogenous peptide antigen via MHC class II. Gene Ontology annotation, cellular component: membrane; MHC class II protein complex.